AUGCACAGCGCUCGCCUUGACAGCUUCCUGGGCCAGCUCCGCUGGGAACUGCUAUGUGGCCGGGACACAGGCUCACCUCAGAUGCCUGGUUCCCUGCGGCCACCCGCCAAACCUGGCUCAAGUGUGCAGCCCCGUCACCGACUCAGGGCCUCAGAUGCCUCAGAAGAGGACUCGGCCUGCUGCGUGGAAGAGGAGGAUGAGGAUGAAGUCCUGAUGACAGGGGACAAGGGUGUAGCCUUGGGGAGCCCCAGGGAGCACACCCUGGACUGGGACUCCGGCUUCUCAGAGGUGUCAGGGAGCACAUGGCGAGAGGAAGAGCUGCCCAUGGUCCAGCGCCCAGCACCUCCAGCACGGCGCCCUCAUAGUAGCCAGCGCCUUUCAGCCAAUGGCCUCCCUUUGCCUAGCAGGACCUCUUUAGCCAGUGCACCGCCUGCCCACCGGCCACGGCCCAAAUCUACUCCAGACGCUUGCCUGGAGCACUGGCAGGGACUGGAUGCCGAGGACUGGACAACAGCUCUGCUGAGCAGGGGUCGAAGUCGCCAGCCACUGGUGCUGGGGGACAACUGCUUUGCUGACCUGGUGCACAAUUGGAUGGAACUGCCCGAGGCAACAAGUGAGGGGAGUGGCGAGGAUGGGUCCCGAGUGCGCACUCGGCCCCCACAGUUUCUUCUGGGCCUCUCUGAGCAGUUGCGGCGCCGGCUGGCAGGGGCCCGGAGGGCAGCCAUGGCCAGCAAGCGGCUGUCGUGCCCACCUCGCCCAGAGCCCGAGCUGCCUACUGAUGUCUCCCGCUUUGCUGCCCUCAUGAACUGUCGCAGUCGCCAGCCCAUCAUCUGCAGUGAUGUCAUCAGCUACCUCUGA
Messenger RNA from Elephantulus edwardii (Cape elephant shrew), 858 nucleotides. It is a transcript of the gene INKA1, whose product is annotated as family with sequence similarity 212, member A. NCBI's taxonomy places the organism in Eukaryota, Metazoa, Chordata, Mammalia, Macroscelidea, Macroscelididae. The transcript has 2 exons. Bases 1 to 858 code for a protein of 285 amino acids. Gene Ontology annotation, cellular component: nucleus. The record is from RefSeq and is a predicted model, not a curated record. Gene Ontology annotation, molecular function: protein serine/threonine kinase inhibitor activity; protein kinase binding.